AUGGAGGAUUGCUUGCUAUCACAGGAGGGUGUGCAAUUCGUGCUGUCUCACCGCAGGCAAGUGUUGGGCAGCGGGGCGACGGCGGUGGUCACUCUGCUGCGCUGGCAGGGACACAAGGCCGUGGUCAAGAAAAUGAAGGCAGAGACAGCCGAAAUUUUCGAGAACGAAUUAUCGUUUCUUAAGCAAUUGUGUGGAGCGGGUGGCGCUCCAGAGUUGAUAGGUGUGUCCCAUGAACCCCCAUUAAUGGUGCUGUCCUACCGGGGCUGCCUCACCCUGCUGGACGCCCUGCAAGGCCUCGGUCUGUCCGACAGCCUUAUCCUUUGGAUUGGCCUUGAAGUGGUUCGCUGUCUCCACCAAGUGCACGCCCUCGGGAUCGUGCACAACGAUAUCAAAAACAACAACGUGACGCUGUUCAUCCCACAAGACGAGACGCAGCCUCCACAAGUCUCUAUAAUAGACUACGGCCUCGCGUGUCACACGGGCUUCAGUCUUGGGUUCAGGCUGGCCCACAAGGCAGACCGCUACUUCUGGAUAGCCCCAGAAGUGUUGGCUGGCGGUAUCAGCACUCCGUACAGCGAUAUUUUUUCCCUUGGAGUAUUGCUGCAGAGGAUGCUGCUCUUCAUGAGGAGAGACAGAUACAGGAGCUUCCUGGCCAGGGUGGCUCAGCGCGCGCAACACCAGGACGCAAUCUGCAGACCCACCCUGGAGGAGGUGGAGCAACAACUCGCUGCAGGACUACUAACCCUCACCUCCACCCCUCCUCUGGCCAGUCCGCAACGCCCCAACCCGCCAAUCCUGCCCAAGUAUUGUUAUAGUUGUAUCCACAGCUCACCUCCCACCACCAGUCGAUUAGCCCAUUGUCAGCGCUUCGGCCGCACCCUCAAGGCUGUUUUUCAUUCGCUCGUAGCCAAAAUCUCACGCUGUUAA
Messenger RNA from Portunus trituberculatus (swimming crab), 927 nucleotides. Its product is annotated as mitogen-activated protein kinase kinase kinase 11-like. NCBI's taxonomy places the organism in Eukaryota, Metazoa, Arthropoda, Malacostraca, Decapoda, Portunidae. The transcript has a single exon. Bases 1 to 927 code for a protein of 308 amino acids. The record is from RefSeq and is a predicted model, not a curated record. Gene Ontology annotation, biological process: protein phosphorylation. Gene Ontology annotation, molecular function: ATP binding; protein kinase activity.